GUUUGUGCCUCUUCGCUUUCCGUAGUUCAGACUCGGUUGCCUAGCAACGCCUGACAACAAUGAGUGCAUAGCAACGGCCUGAGACGCUUAGAAACAAACAUGUCCGUGCCUUUCUCCAACACCAACCUUCGAGUUCCUCAUGGAUUCGGCAAUAUUCUGGAGGGUCUUGCGAGAGAAGUGCUGAGAGAGCAGCCUGACGACAUCCCCACCUUCGCCGCCGUCUACUUCACAGCACUUCUCAAGCAAAGAGACGAAAGUGGCCUAGAUCCCGCUGAAUGGGGAGCCCGAUUAGAGGACAGGUUCUAUAAUAACCAUGCUUUCAAGAAUAAAGAAAACCAAGGAAACUCCAGCUCAACCAAAGUAACCCAGGCCUCGCUGAGCGAUGAAGACAAGGUUGAUCGGGCUGAAUCGUUUGGAAAUGAAGAUGAAUUCACUCAGCCAACUCAGAACUCCUGGCCUUCAUCUGAGAACACUGAUAAUGAUGCUAAAGCUCAACAGGAAGUGCAGGAAAGUGAAGAAGCAUCUGAGAAUAAAGCAGAUGAUGAAUCAGGGGAGAGUGAUCCUGUUAUCACUCCUGAGGUUUCCUUCAGAGGAACUGCAGAUGUUGAUAUAUGUGCUGAAGGACUUAAAGAAACUGAAGAAACGGGAGAGAUCAGGGAGCUGGAGAAAGAAACUGGGGAAGAUGGAAAAGAAAAAGAAGAAGAAGAAGAGCUCAAGGCCACACCUUUAACCUCAUAUAGUGGUUUUGUGGAUGUAGAUGUGUGUGCUGAGGAACUGCAGUCUUCUACUUUGCAGGCGGAUGAUGAUGAGUCUGCGUAUGAAGAUACUGAAGGAAGGAUGGGUUUGAUUGAUGCACAUCCUGCUCUCGAAGCUUCAGAAAGCCCAAAACCUGUCCAAGGUGAGGAAGAGCUGUCUCGAGAGUCUGGAGAUGUCCUGGAUUCUCAUGAUAAAUUCAUCGAAACUCUGUCUGGUGCUGAAUCCCCACGAAAUGUUGAGCAGGAAGUGUCUGAUAACGAAGAAUUAUCAGUUUUUCUCCCAGUAGAAGAAGCAGAAACUAAAGAAGAAACUGAUGAUCCUUCUCAAAACACUCUCUCAGAAAUGACUGAUGAUUUGUUAGAAGAUGGCGAUAAAGAAAACAGUCAUCUUGAAGAAUUCAAGAAUUCAAACGAAGCUUUUGAGGACGAUAACGAUCAAGUCGAUCAAGUUCUGAGCACUGAUCAUCUUCAGUUUGCUUCUGAGACGACUCAAGAAGAAGAUGAGGAGAAUUAUCCUAGUCCUGAAGCUCCAGUAGACGAGUCAAUGGAUGAAGGGCUAAUGGUCAGCAAUACUAGUCUCAUUGAUGAAGAUGACCCAAUCCUAUCUCAGCAGGAUGUUCCAAAAAUUGAAGACAGCAGAGAAGAUCAAAGCAUGAAUGAUACUGAGAUGAAAGAAGACGACGUAACGACUCAAGAUGCUGAAGAAGCUUCCAAUAGUCCAACUCCUGAGGAAGCUGCUCGUGAGGAAGCUAAAGAAGACAGCACAGAGGUCAUCUACGAAGAGCAGACUGAGGAGACGGAGACAGAUUUAGACCAAGAAGAAGGACAGUCUGAACAUCAGGACAUCAGCAGGGACAUCAGCAAGGACAUUAGCCAGAACUCCACGCUUCAAACAGAGGACAAGGAGGAGGAGGAGGAUCCAGAAAACAAGCGUGAGGGACAGCAGGAGGAUCAGAAGGAGUAGAGACAGAAGACACGGCAGUGCCAGAGCAGUGAGGACGUCCACGCGUCUCUCUGUGGACAGCAGGACGACUUCUGGCCCUCUUCCUAGAGAUGUACCUUUUUAUGUAGAGAAAAGCAGUAGUCAUAGGCUGGAUAUCUCGUCUGAUAUAUGAACGCUUGUUCUCUCCAGCUCUCUCUCUCUCUGUCUAUCUCUCUCUUAUUCUUUCUCUUUUCAGCUUCUUAUCUUAUCCAGUCUGGGGGAAUAGUUUCCCCGAAACCAGCAUGCAUCUACGUCUCACGGGCAUGCACUCGAUGCAUCUGUACUCUUCCUGAUCGUGUCCUCGUCCAGAUGUUGGUGUGAAAGUGACAAGGAAUGCCCUUAGAGUUUUAUCACAUACUGCUCAAAUUCAGAUAUCUACGUAUCUAAAUACUUUAGAUUUGGAAUUAUGGGAUUAUGCAUCAUGGUUGUCUUUUUUUUGUAUAAAAAAUAUAUAUAUAUAUAUAUUUGCUUGAGAGAUUUCCUUUCCUGCUUUCCUUAUAUGGUGAUCAGCAUAAGUAAUGUGUAGGAUUUUUGGUUUGAUUUUAUUUUAGUUUCUUAUUUUAGUUUAGAUUUUUUUUGUUGUUUUUGUUGUUGAUGAUUUGUGCAAUUUAUUGAAUGAUAUUGUAAGGAUAUAUGGAUUUAUUGCUAUUAUGAAUCUGUUUUAAUUUAUGUCGUUAAGAUGUUAUCAUGUUAUCUUGUUAUUUGUUUGCUUUGCACCCUUUAACAACAGUUUUUUCUUCUUCUUCUUCUUCUUCUUCUUAGUCUUAGUAGAGUCAGCUGAAACAAACAAAAAAAAGAAAAUAGAAAUCAGAGCUUCCAAAACAGCAGUUAGCAUGGCUGGAUUUUCUUUCUUUCUGAUUAAUUUCUUUAAUUCUUUCUCUUUCUUUCAAACUCAUCAAGUUACUGUAUUUCUCAGAGUGUAAGAACAAUGAUUUGACUAGGAAUGAAAGUUUUAUUAGAGACUGUGAAGAUUGUUUUGCAUGUACGCGACUUAAUGAAGCACUGUAUCAGCAGCAAACCCAAUAAAAAAGCUCUGAAAUGUG
Messenger RNA from Astyanax mexicanus (Mexican tetra), 2780 nucleotides. RefSeq names its product sperm autoantigenic protein 17 (gene spa17). The transcript has 6 exons. Lineage: Eukaryota; Metazoa; Chordata; Actinopteri; Characiformes; Acestrorhamphidae. Bases 100 to 1719 code for a protein of 539 amino acids. The record is from RefSeq and is a predicted model, not a curated record. Gene Ontology annotation, molecular function: calmodulin binding.